Messenger RNA from Aspergillus melleus, 1878 nucleotides. RefSeq lists its product as uncharacterized. Bases 1 to 1878 code for a protein of 625 amino acids. The transcript is spliced from 2 exons. Lineage: Eukaryota; Fungi; Ascomycota; Eurotiomycetes; Eurotiales; Aspergillaceae. The record is from RefSeq and is a predicted model, not a curated record.
AUGGCUAAAAGAACCUUGUCCACUAAAUCACGCGGACCACAGUCCACAACGGCUAUCUCUAGCCCUGUCUUUGAGCGAUCAGAUGCGCAACCGCGCAAUGAUCUUCAAGAUCUGACCAAUGGAUCGACUAUGAACCGUCCAGCAAAUCAGGCACACUGGAAUUUCCAGCGUCCAAGAACUUCAGAAGGUCGCCAGCAAGCCAAAAAGCCCCAGCCCAACGGCUCUGGGUUCGAUUUUCGCAUUGCUGUGCCUCCUGCCGAGGCUGUGUCAUCCCCAGUAGAGUCUGAGAAAGGCCAUGGAGAUAACAUGAUUGGCAUUGCGUUGGGUAGUCCUCGGAUGGUGGAGUCGCAGAAUGUGAUGUCGCAGAUGCAGGAAAAGGCUAUCAACACCGUGGCGGAGACAAAGCGAUCGCCACCAAUCCAACGGAAACCAAGUAAAUGGAAGAAGAUUGGAGGUCUAUUCAGAGCGAAAAGCGCCAUGAUGCCUCCUUCGAACCAGCCGUUUUAUCAGGUCCGCUCCGACAAUGAAUGGCCCCUGCAGGGCUCUUCCCAUUCGGUUGACUACCAGGCUCAGCGAAAACCCGAACCCCAGGCUAAACCCCUAUCAAACACGGAAGUUUGGCCAUGUCUGGAGCCCGAGGCCAAAUCUGAGGCCAAAUCUGAGGCCAAAACAAAGGAAAAGAGCCCGCAGAAGACCAAAGGAAACCGGGAUGGGCCUCAGACUAGCCCUAAGAGCACUCCAAAAACCAAUCCCACGAAAAGCCCCAAGAACAGUCCUAAGAACACCCCCGAAAAUAGCACUUCGAGCGGCGACCAAACUGCCGGCCAAAGGAAAUCCAAUCCCGGACCGCUGUUGCAGGUCGAAAUACCUGAUGUCCAGAUGGAAAGGUACAGCGUUAUGUUUGGGGGUUUGUUAGGAAAGAGUCAGCCCGAGCCGUCGAAUCGCCGGAGCAAGACUCUGGAGGAUAUGGAGAUUCGAACAGCUCAGGAUCCACCUGCUUCCCCAGAGUUUCCCCCGCCUCCACGACGGGCAACGUCACCAACUCGUUCGAAAUCCCCCAGCUUCACUUUGUUUCCGUCCACCCAGGUCAGCAAAGCCUCCAAAGUCCUGGGAUCCCAGAACCUACCUCGAGGCCCAAGUCCUCUUCACCGGAGCCAAACGUCUGUGGCCGAAACACGUCGGGAUAGCUCAGCAACUGAGCAGGAUCACGUCCUACUCAUGGUACACAGCCCUGCAGCAAAGUCUUCGUCGCAUGGUCCUAAAGACUCGGUGUCGUCAUUCCUAUCGUCUACGUCUAUUGGUUCAGAUGAUGAAACAUUCAUGCUGCAAAGGCUCAAGUCAAUCAGAAGCUAUGUGGAUCCCAAGGGGGAACCGGAAUGGGAGAUUAUCAACAAGAAAACACCCACGAACGAUUCGAAGCAGAAACUAGCCCAGACGCUUACCAUCAACACCCAAGAGUUGCCGCCUGCCGAACCGGCGGACAAUGAUUCGGCAUCUUCAUCCCCGAUCCUGACGCCUCUCAACGCUGCUCGCGACCCAGGCUGCCGAAUCAUCUCCCCAUCCGGAAGCAAGCCGGCCCUCUCGCCGGCCGAAUCCACUCGCAUGCCGCUCGCCGAUGACAACAAGGACUUCCACGCCACCGAAUCGUUCGAUCCAGAACCGUUGGACGCUAUCCCUACCGUCGAGGUCUCCAUCGCGAGAUCUGUGUCCGUGUCCCGAGGCAAGAAGCAAACGAUCGUGCCGAUCAAACCUCGAUCAGAUCGAUUGACUCCCGAUGAGCGGUUGAUGGUUAGGAGAGCCAGAACUCCUCAGGUUACGGAUGCUCAUUACGGCCAUCGUCACGGCAAUUCACAGGAUGUGAGAAUUGAGAGUGUCUGA